Molecule: messenger RNA, 3007 nt
Organism: Vombatus ursinus (common wombat)
Lineage: Eukaryota; Metazoa; Chordata; Mammalia; Diprotodontia; Vombatidae
Gene: MFAP3L
Product: microfibril associated protein 3 like
Exons: 3
Coding region: 199-1449 (416 amino acids)
Source: RefSeq, a predicted model, not a curated record
CGGUCUCGCCGGGCUGGUGAUGGCGCAUGGCACACGCUGGCUACCUGAGUGGCAGCGUUCAGGCUUGUUUAAUCAAGGAGCAGCUCCAUGGAUCAAGGGUAAGUGUUUCCUGUGGCCUGCCCUGGACAGAGUCCAGCCAAAUAGAAGUUUCCAUCCACCAACCACCUCUCUGUGGCCUUACAGAGCAAAGAAAGAAAAAUGAAUCGACUCAAGAGCAGCAUGAGAGCAUGCUUCUUGCUUCCUAUGCCCGUCUUACUAAGCCUCUUAGCGACUUUUGCUGCAGCUAAGAAUAUAACUAACAGCACUUUAAAUGGCACAGACAUGGUCUUGGGAUCCAUGCCUGUCAUUAUUGCCCGAGUGGACCAUGUGAUCGUCAAGGAAGGGAAAAGUGCCUUGAUCGACUGUAAUGUUCACGGCAUCCCUGACCCCCAUUUCAAGUGGUAUAAUUCCAAUGGCCACUUACUGAAGGAAGAUGAAGACCUGGAGGGCACAGGAGGAGGAAAAUGGUGGAUUCAAGACAGUGGACUACUGAACAUUACCCAGGUAUCAUUUUCAGACCGAGGUAAAUACACAUGUGUCGCUUCUAACAUCUAUGGCACUGUGAACAAUACAGUAACAUUGAGAGUCAUCUUCACCUCUGGGGACAUGGGCAUCUACUACAUGAUUGUCUGCCUAGUGGCUUUUACCAUUGUCAUGGUCUUGAACAUCACCAGACUCUGCAUGAUGAGCAGCCACUUGAAGAAGACAGAGAAAGCAAUCAAUGAAUUCUUUAGGACAGAAGGAGCAGAGAAACUGCAAAAGGCUUUUGAGAUUGCUAAGCGUAUCCCAAUCAUCACCUCAGCCAAAACUCUUGAGCUUGCCAAAGUCACCCAGUUCAAAACCAUGGAGUUUGCCCGCUAUAUUGAGGAGCUGGCCAGGAGUGUCCCUCUGCCUCCCCUCAUUAUGAACUGUAGGACUAUAAUGGAAGAAAUCAUGGAAGUAGUGGGCCUGGAGGAGCAGGGCCAGAACUUUGUAAGGCACACCCCUGAGGGCCAGGAGGCCACCGAUGGGGAUGAGGUCUAUACAAUCCCCAAUGCUCUCAAGCGGAGUGACUCACCUACUGGCGACUCAGAUGCCUCAUCCCUUCAUGAGCAGCCUCAACAGAUUGCCAUCAAGGUGUCUGUUCACUCAUUGUCCAAAAAGGACCACAUGGAAGACCAAGAGGGCGUACAGGUAGAGAUUAAGGAUGAGGAGGUGCUAGAGGCAGCUGUAGUACUGGAGGGGUCGGAACUUCCCAUUGAGCCAUCUGCAGAAGCUGAGGUUUCUGAGGAGGUAGCGCCUUCAGAGUCAGCACCCCCUUCAGAACCUGUGCCCCCUAUAGGGCAGUUGGCACCUGCUCAUCUGAAGCCUACUGAGCCAGCCAUGACAAAUGUAAUGAAUACCUGUAUUAUUUAUGAAAGCCAUGUAUAAUACUUAACUCUGAAAAAGCUAUGCAUAUCAAGAAAAUCAGGGGCUGCUCCUUGUAACACAGAUAUAGUAUGUACUUGCCGCUAAAGCCUUACCAGUAGACUUAUCAUAACAUACAUAGGAGUGAUGCUCUUUUAAAAGGGGAAAGAUACUGAUGCAGUGUGUGUGUGUGUGUGUGUGUGUGUGUGUUUCUGUGUGACUAACUCCUCCCUCCUACCUCCUCCCUACUAGCAAAGUGCACCAGAGAUAUCAGUGUGUGUAAGAGGUGGCAUUGGAUGGACUAUGGCCCAUCAAGUUGUGUGCAUAGAUGAUUUAGGCCAUAUUCUCUUCCAGGCUGCUUAAACCUGGUGGCAGAAGGCACCUUUAUGGUAUGUCAUUCUGAGUUUGAGAGCUCCUGUGCUGUCAGAAAGUCCCUUCUCCUCCCCCAGUAAUUUGUACACUGCAUUUCUUUUCCCUCUUAAAAAGCAUGUCCAUGGAUUAUUUGGCACUUUCUCCCCCAUUUCAAUGCUGUUUGGUUAUGAUGGAGUAAUUGUUAUUAUAUUAAUAUUAAUUGCUCUUUCUGAUUUGUUUGUCUUUGCCAUUUUUGUCUCUCUAUAUACAUAUAUAAUUUUUAUCCCUUGAAACAUUUACCUCAGAGACUUUUGUGUCAGCCCCUUGUUCCAGGGCUGACAUCUAGUAGCCGUUUGUAGUGCUGCAAAGAGUGACCAGACUUCGCAGAUAAGAAGUCGUAUUUCUAUUUCUUUCCCUAUCCCUUCCCUACUUUCCUCUGUUGAAUUUUGUACAAUGAAAUUGCUGUUGUGAACGUGAGGCUCAUGCCCCAGAAGCAGCACUUUAAGAGCCAAAUAAAAACCUGUUUACCAAUUGGAUUCUGAGGGCUUUUGGUGAGCACACUAACGUGUGGAGGGAAAUUUUCACGGGUUAAAUGUAUCCAUUCCCUGACAACCCACACCUCAAUCCAGUUUUGUUCACAAGUAAACUGUCAUCCCCCAUAAACUAAGAUGAUAGAAACAGACAUGGCUUCAAAAGAGAAAAACAUCAGGUGUAAUAUCUGAGGAGUCAUUUUAGAGAAGCUCUCUGGAAAUUGCCAUUAGGUGACUCAAACAGAAGAUCAGACUAAGUGACAUGAAACUCUGUGAAGGGAUAGGACCAGGUGUGUUGAAGGGAAUGGCUAUCCAACUCCUGGCCCAAGAGAUGAGAUAGGAGCCUUCUAUUCAAUAGAACACUCAUACCAGAUCUCCUACCAAAACUGUUGUUAGAGUCUGUGAGAGGAAAACAGGCACAUAAGGGGCAGAGUAGUUUAGUGUUCAAAACAAAAAACUAGAUUCAAGAAACCUCAGCUCUAAUCCUGGUUCUGCCACUAAGCAGCUUAAGAAUGAGUAAAGCUGUUGACUUCCCCUUUCUGAGCAGCAGAUUACCACCUUCAAAAUGCUCACAGCAUCCAAAUUUCACCAAAUAAUGAGUUGAGUAGAACUAGCAAACUAAAAAUGGGUGGAUUUCAGUAGUCUAAUCUCCAGAAUAAAGUAUUUCACAUUAUACAACCCUGUAGCCACAUUGGGGAAAA